This is a messenger RNA of Elephantulus edwardii (Cape elephant shrew), 4423 nucleotides long. It is a transcript of the gene KPNA3, whose product is annotated as karyopherin alpha 3 (importin alpha 4). NCBI's taxonomy places the organism in Eukaryota, Metazoa, Chordata, Mammalia, Macroscelidea, Macroscelididae. Gene Ontology annotation, molecular function: protein binding; nuclear import signal receptor activity. The coding region runs from base 80 to 1969 and encodes 629 amino acids. The transcript has 17 exons. Gene Ontology annotation, biological process: NLS-bearing protein import into nucleus. Gene Ontology annotation, cellular component: nucleoplasm; nucleus. The record is from RefSeq and is a predicted model, not a curated record.
GCCGCUCGCUUCUGAGGGGUGGUAAAAGCCACUCAGUCCGCUUCCAUUUCUGGCACAGUAUUUGCAGCCCCGAGGGGUUAUGGGGAGGCCUCCCGGGGGAGGUGGGGGGACAGGGGUCAUCCAAGAACCAACCCGGCAUAUCCAGCAGGCAAGCGUCCAGGCCGGUCACCGCCCCCGGUCACGUGCUCGCUGCCUCCCGAGGCGCGCGCCGCUGCUCAGCGCCGUUCCCGCCACGCCCCGCCCGGCCGUCGCCCAGCGCCUCCCCCGGCGCUGCUGCCACCUCGCGCUCACAGGCGUCACGGAACGUGCUCUCCUCUCCCCCUCCCCUCUCCCCCGCCCCCUCCCGCGCCGAGACUCGCCGCCGCAGCCGCAGGAGGAGCCGCCGCCGGAGCCGCGCGCAGCCAUGGCCGAGAACCCUGGCUUGGAGAACCACCGCAUCAAGAGCUUCAAGAACAAGGGUCGCGAUGUGGAAACAAUGCGAAGACACAGAAAUGAAGUGACAGUUGAACUACGAAAGAACAAAAGAGAUGAGCACUUAUUGAAAAAGAGAAAUGUUCCUCAAGAAGAAAGUUUAGAGGAUUCAGAUGUUGAUGCUGAUUUUAAAGCACAAAAUGUAACAUUAGAAGCUAUAUUGCAGAAUGCCACAAGUGACAACCCACUGGUCCAGUUGAGUGCUGUCCAGGCUGCAAGAAAGCUAUUAUCCAGUGACAGAAAUCCUCCAAUAGAUGACUUAAUAAAAUCUGGAAUCUUACCAAUUUUAGUCAAAUGUCUAGAGAGGGAUGAUAAUCCUUCAUUACAAUUCGAAGCUGCUUGGGCACUAACUAACAUAGCUUCGGGAACUUCUGCCCAGACUCAAGCUGUUGUACAGUCAAAUGCAGUACCUCUUUUUCUGAGACUUCUCCAUUCACCGCAUCAGAAUGUUUGUGAACAGGCAGUAUGGGCUUUGGGAAACAUAAUAGGUGAUGGUCCUCAAUGUAGAGAUUAUGUCAUAUCACUGGGAGUUGUCAAACCUCUUCUGUCCUUCAUCAAUCCCUCCAUUCCCAUCACCUUCCUUCGGAACGUCACAUGGGUCAUUGUCAAUCUCUGCAGGAAUAAGGACCCCCCACCGCCUAUGGAAACAGUUCAGGAGAUUUUGCCAGCAUUGUGUGUCCUCAUAUACCAUACAGACAUAAACAUUCUUGUAGAUACUGUUUGGGCUCUAUCCUACCUGACAGAUGGAGGUAACGAACAGAUACAGAUGGUUAUCGAUUCAGGGGUUGUGCCAUUUCUUGUGCCCCUUCUGAGCCACCAGGAGGUAAAAGUUCAAACAGCAGCACUCAGAGCAGUUGGCAACAUAGUGACUGGCACUGACGAGCAGACCCAAGUUGUUCUCAACUGUGAUGUCCUGUCACACUUCCCGAAUCUCUUAUCACACCCGAAAGAGAAGAUAAAUAAGGAAGCCGUUUGGUUCCUUUCCAACAUAACAGCAGGCAACCAGCAGCAAGUUCAAGCUGUAAUAGAUGCUGGAUUAAUUCCUAUGAUUAUUCAUCAGCUUGCUAAGGGGGACUUUGGAACACAGAAAGAAGCUGCUUGGGCAAUUAGCAACUUAACAAUAAGUGGCCGAAAAGAUCAGGUUGAGUACCUUGUACAGCAGAAUGUAAUACCACCAUUCUGUAAUUUACUGUCAGUAAAAGAUUCUCAAGUGGUUCAAGUGGUUCUAGAUGGUCUGAAAAACAUUCUAAUAAUGGCCGGUGAUGAAGCAAGCACAAUAGCUGAAAUAAUAGAAGAAUGUGGAGGUUUGGAAAAAAUUGAGGUUUUACAACAACAUGAAAAUGAAGACAUUUAUAAAUUAGCAUUUGAAAUCAUAGAUCAGUAUUUCUCUGGUGAUGAUAUUGAUGAAGAUCCUAGCCUCAUUCCUGAAGCCACACAAGGAGGCACUUACAAUUUUGACCCAACGGCCAACCUUCAAACAAAAGAAUUUAAUUUUUAAAGUUCAUUUGAGUGCAGCGUCUUUCCUACGUUUGAUAUGAAGCACCACCAGAUGGCUACCAAAUGACAAGAACAACAGCAAAGGCUCCAAAACACACAUGCCUCUUCGUUUUGAUGCUUCUAAAGCAAGCCAUGUCUCAGUCACUUUGCAGUUGCCAAAAGUCACUCUCACAUGGACUGUAAAUGCAUAUGCAUGAUUUCCUAAACUGUUUUAGAAUUCUCCUUAACAAUCUCAACUACCCUAUCCCCCCCCCAUUCCCCCCCGUUCCCCGGUGCCACAUGCUGAGAACUACAGUCUACAGUUCAGAAUAUUCCAUAGUGGUGGCAUGUCAGCUGCCCACUGAUAACCUUUGGAAAAUGGUGCACUGUGGAUCAAGACACUUUGGCACAUACAUGCUGGACGACUCUAUAAAGAGGUGCAGUCUGAUCUGAGCCUCCAUCAUUGUCCUCCACAAACAUAUUUUCAUAUUCUUUAUGUGAAAGAAUAGAUUUUAAAGUACAAGCCAAAUGAUUUUCAUUGGUGGAACUGACAGACAAAAUAAGUACCUUUAAAAAAAAAACUUGGUUAUUGAUUAAACAGAUAAGUUUAAAAAAAAAAAACAAUUGUACUUCAUCUACCAGUAAUUGAUGUGUUUAUUAUCUGCCUCAGAAGCCAGGGGUGAAGGAAGAACUUUAGACAUGGAUGGUAAUGCUUUCGCCAUUAUACCUAAUUCUUGAGAACAGCAAACCCUAUUUGACCACUCACUUCAGCCUGUGUGUUCCUGCUGUUUUGAAGUAAUCAAAUGCUGUGCAUGGUAUUUUACCUAAGCUGCAACCUGUUAUGGACUUGAACUUCUGUUUAAGGUGAAAGCAAGAGUCCCUAACCUUCAAAGAGGAAAAAGGUCUAAAAUACCCAUUGGUAAUGUAAAAAAAAGACAAAUCUUGCUUUCAGCUUUCAGGAGUAAAUAUUUUUGUUUUAAAUUGAUAAUUGGAUAUGGGUGAUUUAUGUUGGGUUUAAACUGUGGAGCUUUCAUGUUUACUGUAAUUUAGUCUUAAACUUUUUUACUUAGUAACCAGUGCUUUUGAUAAUGUGGUUGGCAACAAACCAGCAACUAUUUAGAAGUGUCAUAAAACUUUUUUUUUUAGUAUUGAAAAUAUUUCAUUCAGAUCCUAUUCUAAAAGCAUAUUCACUAAGUUAAACAUUCAGACAAGGAUCUGCAUAGAAGAAUAAUCUGCAGUUGUUUAACAUAAACCUGAUUUGCAGUGAUUUUUAAAUAAUUCUGCAAUAUCUGAUAUUACUGUGUAAAGUCAUUGCUUUUCAUAAAAUGUCUGACCCAGUUAUUUAUGAAAGAACAAGGAUUUGAAAAUUUUUAAAUGAAUUAAUUUUGUGUUGUCACAAAAAUGGUUUUGUUGCUCGCGUUCACUGGGUAGGAUUUCCCAAUGCAUUGAUGUGAAGGGAUAGAAAAUCUAAACAAAUGUAGUUAUCUAUUGGGGGUUUUUUUUCUUUUGUUGAGAUUGGGCCGGUUGCCUUGGGGGUUUUUUGAUUCGGUUGGGUUUUUUUCACUGAUAAACAACACAUAGCAGGUGUGGUUCAUUAAAAAUAUGUAUCUGCCAAGGUGGAGCCACUUUAAAGAGUGAGUUUUGUCUUGUAUCUAAAGUAGAUACAAGCGUAUGUUUAAACUGCAAGAUUUUUACUUGCUAGAGAAUCUGUUUUAAUAUAGUGGUUUGGCCUCUGAUUAUUUAUAGGUUUUAUAAAUUUUAGAAUCAAUUUCUCUUUAAGGUGGCUCAGAUUUUUCAACUCUUGUGCACAUAAAAUUGAGUUGAAGUUCAUUGUGCCUUUUUUUCUUUAUCCAGAUUUUGAGUUAAAGCUUCAUAUGGUAACUGCAUCCUAUUCAGACCUUCUAGUCUAAAUUUUGAAACUGUGUGGUAUUCACUAACAGUAGAAAUAACAAAGUCAGCACUAAUUAAGGUCACAAACUUCAGUGAAACCCUUAAAGUCCAAAUCUUCUCAAUAUUGUGGAUUGUAUCCCUUCUAGUUUAGUUUCUUCUGGACUCUCCAUAUUUCUGACAGUUACCACCUUUUCAAUUUUGCACACAUUGAGAUUAAAAUUGGGCCUCUACUGUGAUGAUUCAUAUUUCCUUUUGUGUUCUAAGUACAAACUAACAUUUACAUGAACAUUAGCAUCAAGUAGUGCAGACUUCUGUGUGCAUUUGCUUGAUUCAGUUUAUUGUGACCUUACCGGGUUUUGAAUUGGAAUUACACCAUUUCAUAGAUAAAGAAAACUAAGUAUAUUGCUGCACUUUUAAGUUUUGAAGACAGUGUUUAAAAAUUGCAUUGUUUUUAUUUUUUUUAAACUCAGUUUAAAAAAAAAAAAGACUAAAACGUUCUUUCAAAAGAGGCAUCUAAAUGUGUUCCUAAUUUUUGUAUAUGGGCUUAGGUUUUGUAACCAAUAAAAAAAAAAGCUGCUAUCAUAUA